Molecule: messenger RNA, 1017 nt
Organism: Drosophila biarmipes
Lineage: Eukaryota; Metazoa; Arthropoda; Insecta; Diptera; Drosophilidae
Product: telomere length and silencing protein 1 homolog
Exons: 3
Coding region: 90-974 (294 amino acids)
Biological process (GO): mRNA splicing, via spliceosome
Cellular component (GO): spliceosomal complex
Source: RefSeq, a predicted model, not a curated record
CAAUGGUCAUACUGCUGUGCUAGCCAAACAUAAACAAAUUUAUUUAGUUUUAUUUUAUACGAAAAUUAAUCUAUUACUAAGCUAAAAGCAUGAGUGAUGCAGAGGAACCCAAAACUGAAGCACCCCCGAAGGUUGUUUUCAAAAAGUCAGGACGAAAAAACCUGCGACAGCGCAAGAAUUCAGAUGAAGAAGAAAAAGAGGAGCAACUCACCCUUGACGAGAUUAAGGAGCGGCAGCGCCUGAGACAAAGGCCCAAUGGCGUCAGCCUAGUGGGUCUAGCGCUGGGCAAGAAGAUCGCUCCCGAGGAGGAGCUGGCCAUCAAGGAUCCCUUCAACGUGAAGACUGGCGGUCUGGUCAACAUGCAGCAGCUGAAAUCCGGCAAGAUGAAGGAGGUGGACGACGCCUACGACGUGGGCAUUGGCACCCAGUUCUCGGCGGAGACGAACAAGCGGGACGAGGACGAGGAGAUGAUGAAGUACAUCGAGCAGGAGCUGCAAAAGCGCAAGGGAGGCGGCACAGAGGCCGCAGCGGAGGACGACGGGGAUGUGAACAAGUACCUGACGCCCGAGGACGCCGCUCUGUACGCCCUGCCCGACCAUCUCAGGCAGUCGUCCUCGCACAGAUCCGAGGAGAUGCUGUCCAAUCAGAUGCUUAAUGGCAUUCCAGAGGUGGACCUGGGCAUUGUGGCCAAGAUCCGCAACAUCGAGGCCACCGAGGAUGCCAAGCAAAAGCUGCUGCAGGACGCCAAAAACAAGAAGGACGGACCCUCGCAGUUUGUGCCCACCAAUAUGGCGGUGAACUUCAUGCAGCACAAUCGAUUCAACAUCGAGGAUAACAGCGAUCAAAGGAGACGCAAGCGGGAGGAGAGGGAGGGCAACAAGUCGGCCCAGCACCAAACCAACCCCAAUGGAGUCAAGCGCGCCACAGACGACUACCACUAUGACAAGUUUAGGAAGCAGUUUCGCAGAUAUUAAAAGUGCCAGCAAUAAAAAGUACAAAUAUUUUAUUUUUAAGAAA